AUGACAAUUGCUAAGGAGCUAGAAAAACAAAGAUCAGUCAAAGCCAAGCGAUUGCAAAAAGAUGAAAAUAUUUAUUUUAAGGCAGAAGAGUUUUGGUUGAAUAAAAAUGGUUGUCCGAUUGGAACAGUCCCUAUUCGACGAUUGACACAAGAACAACUCCAAAAUGCCAAAGAUGCCUCCUUAAGUAUGGCAAAUAAAUCCCUUGCUGAAGAUAUCAUCGAUUUUGCAGGAAUUAGUAUAAAUGCAUCUCCAGAAAUAAAAAGUUUUACAAGUGCCACAGCCACUGUUACGUUGUAUAAUCUACACGUAAAUGGACUUGGCCAAUAUAGUUCUGCAACAAUAUUUCAUCAAAGUGCAGAUAGUGCGACAAAUUUCGAGCAAAUACAAGCCGGAUGGAUUGUACAUCCACAACUAUACGGUGAUAGCCGGACUCGGUUAUACUCCCAUUGGACAACAGAUGGCGGCCUGAAAACAGGAUGUUACAACAAUAUUUGUCCAGGAUUUGUUCAACUUGACACUACAGUACCAAUAGAUUAUGCAUUCCCAAAAAUCUCUAGGCCAAUGUAUGAUGACUAUGAAUUGGAAAUUCAGAUAUACAAGGAUGAAGACUAUUAUCUUUUGUUUCAGGGUUUUAUUAGUAUUGGAUUUUGGCCGGAGACACUUUUCAAUGAAUUAAGAAAUGGAUCGCAGGUAGUGCGAUAUGGAGGACAAGCGUUUACACCAGCGGGUCAACAAUAUAGUCCACCCAUGGGAAAUGGUAAUUUUCAGGAUGGCAAUCCACACACCACUUGUCAUAUGCGUCAAGUCCUGUAUGGAGUGGGAUAUAAUCAACUAGUUCAACCCGAUGAAUCGUUGGUUCAAACUCAUCAAUCUAGAUGUUACCAUGAAGGAAGUCAGCACAAUGCUCAUGAUGAUUACUGGGAUUAUAAUUUUUUGUUUGGGGGUGGUGGUUUUUGCUGAGAUGCACCAACUGCUUGUAUUGUAUUGAUACAUAAAACUAAGAAGCUAUUAUAUUAGUUCUUGCAAUUACAAUUGCAAUUUA
Solanum tuberosum (potato) is the source of this 1042-nucleotide messenger RNA. RefSeq lists its product as uncharacterized. Lineage: Eukaryota; Viridiplantae; Streptophyta; Magnoliopsida; Solanales; Solanaceae. Bases 1 to 960 code for a protein of 319 amino acids. The record is from RefSeq and is a predicted model, not a curated record. The transcript has 5 exons.